UACCUUCCACGCUCGGAAUGUUCUAUUCUAAAUCGGAACAUCGAGAAUGUUUUGGACCUUGAACGAAACUGAACGAAACUGUUUUUUUUAGAGUUCGCGCAUGACUUAGCCUCUUACUAUCGCGCGCCUCCUCACAUUCCGACGUGCAUAAUCGUACUCCGUACGUGCUGCGACCACGAGAGAAUGGGAACCAACGAGAAUUGGCCCAGCCGCAAGCUGAAGUGCGCGAGUCAGGCGGAAAUAUUGCGAUCACAUCAACGGGAUGACGAUUUCGUUAAAUAUCUGCGGGAGAAACUCUCCGAGAUAUCGCAGAAUUUCGGAGUGCACGGAACGUUAAUUCAACACAUUCGGUCUGACAUUCCGCUCAAGCUGUUAUACUUUGUUUUCACGUCGGGCAUGGGCAAUCAGACGUUGGGCGAGGAGUACACCGGUAUAGUGCAGGCCAAUCUAGAGCAGCGUAGAGUUCCAACGUUAACUGUGAGGGUAUUGGCCGCAGUUUUAGAAUGCCUCGGUGAGAGAACGUUGCUCAAAUUACUGGAACGGUUACAAGCGCGCGUGAAUCAUCCAAACAGCGAGCUGACUCCAGCGGCAAUAACGUUUUUGAACACCUUGUUGUCAAGGUUGCGGACAAUGAUACCCAUAAUUGUAUUGUUCCACAAAGGGUUAUUUUACAUUUGUGGCAGAUACUACAGCUUAGGUAGGAGAAUUGCCGGAUUAGAUUAUACAAAGGUAUAUGGUCCUCGACCAGUAGACACUGUUAGCUGGGGAUUAAGAUUAUUGGGAGUUGCUACUCUAAUUCAGUGUCUGUUGAGAAUUUGGCAGAGCGGCACAUUGCAAGACACUACCGCUGUAAAUAAUGCUAAAUGCAUCAGUCACAAUUGUCAAUUGUGUCUCGAAGCAACGGCAACGACUGCGACGCUAUGCGGUCAUCUGUUUUGCUGGAGCUGUCUUAGUGAGUGGUUGCGCGUUAAACCGCAAUGUCCAUUUUGUAGAGAAUAUGUUCCACCGUCGAGAAUUGUCCACGUAAUGAAUCUGUAAUUUUCUGUGAUAAUAGAUUAUAUUUCUUCCAUAUAUACAUUAUACAUAAUGUAAAAACUGUAUAUAUUUAUUUACAUAU
Molecule: messenger RNA, 1117 nt
Organism: Temnothorax curvispinosus
Lineage: Eukaryota; Metazoa; Arthropoda; Insecta; Hymenoptera; Formicidae
Gene: Pex10
Product: peroxisome biogenesis factor 10
Exons: 3
Coding region: 184-1038 (284 amino acids)
Biological process (GO): protein import into peroxisome matrix
Cellular component (GO): peroxisomal membrane
Molecular function (GO): zinc ion binding
Source: RefSeq, a predicted model, not a curated record